Messenger RNA from Sphenostylis stenocarpa, 372 nucleotides. The record is from the annotation of a GenBank genome assembly. NCBI's taxonomy places the organism in Eukaryota, Viridiplantae, Streptophyta, Magnoliopsida, Fabales, Fabaceae.
AUGGAGAAGAUGGAAGAACUCACCAAACUAGCCAAACUCUUGUUUCUACUCUUGGCCUUCACUUUUGCUGCUCAAGUUAUAAUACAAGCCAACGAAACAGAAGCAAGAGUGUUUGAGUCCUAUCAACCCCAGAGAGAUCAAAGAAUAAAGGGUGGCAAUGAGGCAUGGAGAAUGAGGAAAUCAUGGAGAACCAUGAUUGGAUCAACAGCACCAACUUGCACUUACAAUGAGUGCAAAGGAUGCGAGUACAGGUGCAGAGCUGAGCAGGUGCCUGUGGAGGGGAAUGAUCCAGUCAAUAGCCCCUAUCACUAUAGAUGUUUCCAUUACAUUCUUCUUCCCAAUUUUCAUGCGCUCAAAGGUGCAGAACUCUAG